Molecule: messenger RNA, 1083 nt
Organism: Fonsecaea multimorphosa CBS 102226
Lineage: Eukaryota; Fungi; Ascomycota; Eurotiomycetes; Chaetothyriales; Herpotrichiellaceae
Exons: 1
Coding region: 1-1083 (360 amino acids)
Source: RefSeq, a predicted model, not a curated record
AUGGCCCCUUCAGCAAUAAUCGAUCCGCCAGCAUCAACGACGCCGAGAUAUGUUGACGGCGCCUUGAUCACCGACGUUGAGAAGCACGGCGACAAUCCCGUGGUGAUCCGUCUGACGGAUGAGGAGCUUCAUUCGGGGAAGACGCGGCCAGAGACCCUGCAAGAAUGCCUCAAGUAUUUCCAUCGAGACGGGUUCGUGGUGCUGGAGAAUGCCAUCCCCGACGAGCUGGUUGACCGCUUGUACAACCGGAUGGUGAAAGACAACGUCGAGUUCCUCCAGAAGAAGCACAUGCACUGGAACCAGGGUGCUGCCACGGGCAAUGUCAGCCAAAUCCCACCGCUUGAACCCGAGUAUCUGGACCGCGACUUCUACGCGAAUCCCCAUAUGAUCCACGUGGUGGAAAAUCUGCUCGGACCCAAACCGGAGCUUCGCUUCAUCAACAGCAACGUCGCCUGCCCGGGUGGCACGGGCCGCCAGGCCGUGCACAGCGAUGUCAGCCACGACUGGCCCGUGAUCCCAUUCGGGCUUGUCAUGAACAUCUACCUCCAGGACUCGGACGAGAGCAACGGCGUGACGGAGGUGUGGUGCGGCACGCACAACGCCUACCCGCAGAAGGACCAACAGGCGUUCCCGGAGCGAGGCUGGAUCAAGAAAGAGUACAUCCAGAAGCAGGCCAAGGUCAAGCCGCCCGUGCAGCCCAAGGUGCGCAAGGGCAGCAUCUGCUUCCGCGACCUGCGGCUCUGGCACGCGGGCAUGCCCAACAAGAGCGACAAGCACCGCAUCAUGCUGGCCAUUGACUACUUUGCGCAGUGGUACCAGUGUCCCAUGACCACCAAGCUGCCCCUCGCCGUCAAGGACAAGGUCGAGCGCGAAUGGGAGGGCAUCUCCACCGCCGGGGUCGAAUGGGUCGAAGGGGAUCUCAACAGCCUGGAUGUGCCCUUCUACCUCAACAUGACCCAGGAUCCGAACCUGUAUCUGCUGCAGACGGAGAAAGGCUUCCAGGACCCCAGGGGCAGGCAGACGGGCGAGUACAAGUUCGAUACAGUAAAGGUCUCGGACCAAAACUACUGGACUCCGGAGUGA